CCUCAGACCACCACCUCCACUUCACCCUCAGCGGCGCACUUCCACCAUGGCGCCUGCUCCGACGCUCGAUGCCGCCUCGGCUGCGGCGCUCGAGAAGCUCGCGCUGCCGGCGCCCAAGCUCGUCGAGCUCUCGCGCCCCAACAACGCGGCGCAGCUGCGUGCGCUGUGCGAUGCCGUUGAGCACCUGCAGCUGCAUGCGCGCAGCGGCGAUGCCGACGCAGAGGGCCUCGAGGCAAAGACGAUCAACCUCGUCAUUGUCGCUGCGGCGGCAAAGGCGCAGCUCAGCGAGGCCAAGCGGCGCUAUCUCAUUGCGCGUGUCGCAGACGGCAGCCUGGACGGUGCCGACCGGGUCGAUGCCGCGUCGAAGUACCUUGCCAGCACCCCGAGCGACAAUGUGGACAAGGCCGAGUUCGAUCGCGAGUGCGGCGUUGGCGCGACGGUGUCGGAGGAGACGAUCGCGGCGCACGUCACGCGCGUGCUCGAGCCACUGCGCACCGGUCCCAGUGACGGCGACGCAGCUGCGGCAGUGUGGGGACAGCAGUCGGCCCUGAUGGCCUCGCUGCGGGCGGAGCCGGAGCUGCGCUGGGCUCCGGCCGUCGCCGUCAAGACGGCACUGGAGAAGGAGCUGGAGAAGAGCUUUGGCAGCCGCAACGAGGCGAUGAGGCGGGCGAGGGAGAAACAGGCUGCUGAGGUCAAGGCGGCCAAGGCAGCGAAGGCUGCCAAGCCAGCCAAGGAGGCGGCCGCCGCUCCGGCAGAGGCCGACCCUGAUGCCAUGUUCCGCGAGGGCUUCCUCUCGCGCCUGCAUGCGCCUGGCGGCAACCCGCAGCAGAAGGAUGCACUGCGGGAGCAGCACCUCAAGGCCACGGGCGGCCGCGUCUUCACGCGCUUCCCGCCGGAGCCGAACGGCUACCUGCACGUCGGCCACAUCAAGGCCAUCGCGGUCGACUUUGGCUACGCGCGCUACCACGGCGGCCAGUGCUACCUGCGCUUCGACGACACCAACCCCGAAGCCGAGUCAGAAGAGUACUUUGAGGCGAUCCUCGAGAUGGUGCGCUGGCUCGGCUUCGAGCCGUUCAAGAUCACCUACUCGUCAGACUACUUUGACCAGCUCUAUGCGCUUGCCGUCGAGCUGAUCCGGCGAGGGAAGGCCUACGUCGACCACUCGACGCCCGAGGAGAUCAAGCAGGGCCGCGGCGGCGAGGAGCGCGGCCCGCGUGUGGCGAGCAAGUGGCGCGACCGUCCCGUCGAAGAGUCGCUGGCAGACUUCGAGGCGAUGCGCGACGGCAAGUUCCCGCCGGGCAAGGUGACGCUGCGCAUGAAGCAGGACCUGCUCGGCAGCGGCAACCCGCAGAUGUGGGACCUCAUCGCCUACCGCGUGCUCGAUGCGCCGCACCACCGCACGGGCACGCGCUGGAAGAUCUACCCGACGUACGACUUCACGCACUGCCUGGUCGAUAGCUUCGAGAACAUCUCGCACUCGCUCUGCACCACGGAGUUCAUCCUCUCGCGCGAGUCGUACGAGUGGCUGUGCGACGCGCUCGACGUGUACAAGCCGCGCCAGUACGAGUUUGGCCGCCUCGCGCUCGAGGGCACCGUCACGUCGAAGCGCAAGAUCCUCAAGCUCGUGACGGAGAGGCACGUCAACGGCUGGGACGACCCGCGCCUCUUCACGAUGAUGGCUCUGCGGCGGCGAGGCAUCCCGCCGGGCGCGCUGCUCUCUUUUGUCAACCAGCUCGGCGUCACGACGAGCCCGGCCACGACGUCGAUCCAGCGCUUCGAGCAGGCGGUGCGCCAGUACCUCGAGAUGCAGACGCCGCGGCUGAUGAUGGUCGUGCGGCCGCUGCGCAUCGUGCUCGAGAACGUGCCCGAGGACUUUGUCCUGCAGCUCGAGCGGCCACUGCACCCGAAGAACCCGGCCAUGGGCACUGCGCGGGUGCCCUUUGCGCGCGUCAACUACAUCGAUGCGUCGGACUUCCGCCCCGUCGACUCGCCCGACUACUUCCGCCUUGCGCCGGGCAAGACGGUCGGCCUGCUCAACGCGCCCUUCCCGGUCACCUGCACGUCGUGGGUCGAUGCGGCCGGCGCGACGAGCGGCGAGCCCGUCGAGGUGCGCGUGCGCUACGAGGACCCAGCACACGGCGGCAACGCCCAGGCGCGCUCCAAGACGUACGUGCAGUGGGUCGGCGAGCACGCGCCGUCGGGCUCGCCCGUCGUCAUCGACGAGGUGCGCACCUACGAGCGUCUCUUCACGGUCGACAACCCGGCCGGCGAGGCCAACUUCCUCGACACGAUCAACCCCAACUCGCUGCAGGUCAUGCAGGGCGCCAUGAUCGAGACGGGCUUCUGGCACGUCGCUGCGCUGGCCCUGCGCGAGGCACGCAAGGUGGCCGAGAGCCGCACCAAGGCUGCGCAGGAGGAGGCGCACCGCGCCACGGCUGCUGAGGAGUCGGCCAUCGCUGCCGGCAGCGUCGGAGCCACGCACACGGGCGACGGCGCUCCGACGCGCAAGGCGGACCAGCUCGUCGGCAACGAGGUGGUGCGCUUCCAGGGCAUGCGCAUCGCCUACUUUGCGCUCGACAAGGAGAGCAGCCUCGAGUGCCUGCGCGAGGGCGCCGCGGCCGACGCUGCGCCGCGCAAGGGCACGAGCGACCGCCUCGUGCUCAACCGCAUCGUCACGCUCAAGGAGGAUUCGGGCAAGAGCGGCGCUGAGGCGCCCAAGAAGUAGACGUCACGCGGCGCGCAAAUAGAGGGCAGUGCCUGAUCUGAGUGAGAGCGGCCGCACGGCACAGACGUGACCGGGAGACGCUUCGGAUUGCAGUGGGCAUGCGAUGGGGUAAAUCGAGGGCGCUGAAGAGACAAGCAUCGGGCAUGCAGCGAAUACAAGUGAGGCAGAGAGGAGACAGCAGGGAAUCCGGCACGAGGAAGACACGGUCUGCGCGAAGAGGAAAGAAAAGAAGAGG
Molecule: messenger RNA, 2960 nt
Organism: Tilletiopsis washingtonensis
Lineage: Eukaryota; Fungi; Basidiomycota; Exobasidiomycetes; Entylomatales
Product: glutaminyl-tRNA synthetase
Exons: 4
Coding region: 47-2725 (892 amino acids)
Biological process (GO): translation; glutaminyl-tRNA aminoacylation
Cellular component (GO): cytosol; cytoplasm
Molecular function (GO): glutamine-tRNA ligase activity; ATP binding
Source: RefSeq, a predicted model, not a curated record